This is a messenger RNA of Aspergillus puulaauensis, 1791 nucleotides long. It is a transcript of the gene SED4, whose product is annotated as S53 family peptidase. Gene Ontology annotation, molecular function: serine-type endopeptidase activity; tripeptidyl-peptidase activity. Gene Ontology annotation, biological process: proteolysis. The record is from RefSeq and is a predicted model, not a curated record. The coding region runs from base 1 to 1791 and encodes 596 amino acids. The transcript has 2 exons. Lineage: Eukaryota; Fungi; Ascomycota; Eurotiomycetes; Eurotiales; Aspergillaceae.
AUGGUUUCCUUCUCCGUUCUCACCAGGGUAAUUCCCCUCGUUGCCUCAUGUUUCAUUUCCGCCGUGGCUGGCGAUGCUAGCUAUGUCGCCGUCGAGAAACUCCAAAACGUACCAGUUGGCUGGCUAAAGGGGCCCGCAGCACCCCCGUCAAAGAUGAUGAAGUUUCACAUAGCAGUUCGUCCGGAGAAGGCUGCCGAAUUCGAACAGACGGUACUUGAUAUGUCGACGCCCGGCCACCCCAAUUAUGGUCAGCAUAUGAAACGUGAUGAGGUCAGGGAUUUCGUUCGCCCUUCAGAUUACACAAUGGAGCAGGUUCUAUCUUGGCUAGAUUCGGAAAAUAUACUCAAGGAGUCCAUGAAGAUCCGUGGGAACUGGGUCGAAGUUACGAUGCCCGUAUCCCAAGCGGAGUCGUUGAUGAAGACCAGGUUCUAUAGGUAUACCCACCGAGAAACUCGUAGAAAUACGAUCAGGACACUCGAUUACUCGGUACCACGAGAAAUGCGCCCAUAUAUUCAGACAAUCCAGCCGACAACUCAUUUUGAACAGCCUAAUGCACAGGUGAUACACCCAACCUUCAGGCCAAUUUCUAUGACUCCUUCAUCGUCACAUCGUGAGCCGCCAGUGAACUGCUCGAGCCAAGUGACUCCUGGUUGUCUCCGCGAGUUAUAUGGCCUCUAUGACACGGAAUCCAAGCCUGAUCCUCGCAACCGGCUCGGUAUAUCCGGCUACUUGGAUCAGUAUGCACGCUACAGCGAUUUCCACAAGUUCAUGGGCAUGUUCGCGCAGAACAGGACAGACGCCAACUUCACCGUCGAGACCAUCAACGGAGGUCUUAACCUUCAGAACUCAUCUAUUGGUAGUACCGAGGCCAGCUUGGAUGUUCAAUACGCGGUAGCGCUUGCAUACAACCCGUUAACAACCUACUAUACCACGGGAGGUCGCGGCCCAUUCAUCCCGGAGGCUGGCGAGUCAGGAGAAAGCGAGUCUACCAAUGAGCCAUACCUCGAACAACUCCACUAUCUACUCGAUCUCUCGGACGACGAGCUUCCUGCAGUUCUGUCGACCUCAUAUGGUGAGACGGAGCAGAGCGUUCCCGAGUCCUACUCCGAAGCGUCCUGCCAUCUAUUCGCCCAGCUUGGUGCGCGUGGUGUCUCCGUUCUCUUCAGUAGUGGUGAUGACGGCGUUGGUGGCUCAUGCUUGACAAACGAUGGUACCAACAGGACAAGAUUCCAACCCAUAUUUCCCGCCUCAUGCCCUUUCGUCACCUCAGUCGGUGGGACAUAUAAGACCGACCCUGAGAUAGCCGUUGACUUCUCCGGAGGGGGUUUCUCAGACCGAUUCAAGCGCCCGGCUUAUCAAGACGCAAGUGUUGGUAGUUAUUUGGAAAAACUUGGCAAGAAAUGGGAGGGACUGUAUAACCCUGAAGGAAGAGGAAUCCCUGACGUUGCUGCACAAGCGGUCAACUAUAUUAUUGUCGACCAUGACAAGACGUAUGAAAUUGGAGGCACCAGCGCGUCUGCACCCACGUUUGCAGCAAUCGUGUCGCGACUCAACGCAGAAAGAUUGAAGGACGGCAACCCAAGACUCGGCUUUCUUAACCCCUGGCUCUACUCUCUGAACCAAACUGGCUUUACUGAUAUCGUUGAUGGACGCUCGGCUGGUUGUGUGAACUCGAACAUCGGAAGUGCAGAUGGUUAUGCUACUUGGAACGCAACAACUGGGUGGGAUCCUGCCACGGGAUUGGGCACUCCUUUUUACAAUACCCUGGUGAAAGUAGCAAGAGAGCUGUGA